This is a messenger RNA of Bacillus rossius redtenbacheri, 1882 nucleotides long. RefSeq lists its product as uncharacterized. The record is from RefSeq and is a predicted model, not a curated record. Gene Ontology annotation, molecular function: carbohydrate binding. The coding region runs from base 67 to 1626 and encodes 519 amino acids. The transcript has 8 exons. Lineage: Eukaryota; Metazoa; Arthropoda; Insecta; Phasmatodea; Bacillidae.
GCGAACAUGUGAAGGUUGGGUCCGCGCGCACGGCGCCCAGCCCGCCAAAGCCAACCAGAAACAGUUAUGGAAUACCGCGCUAUCCGCUGCGCGCUACUGUUCCUGCUGCAGGCCUCGACCGGCGUCCGCACCGACAACUUGGCUCUGUUGUCAGGCACGCUGCGCACCUACCAGAAGGCCGGCUGCGACGACGACGUGGUGACGCUGCGCUGCCCGCCGGGGACCAGCAUCUCCGUGCAGGUGGCGCAGUACGGCCGCUCCGCCGCCUCGGCGACGCUCUGCCCCCGCGGCGCCGGCGGCGGCGGGGGCGGCGGCGCCGCGGCGCCCGACUCGGCCUGCCUCUGGCCGGACGCGCUGCAGUACUCUCUGUUGCAGACGGUGGUGGAGGCGUGCCAGAAGAAGCGGCAGUGCAAGUUCCACACGUCGCCCAAGGCGUUCGGCGGCGACCCCUGUCCGGGGGCGCGCAAGUACGUCGAGGUCGCCUACAAGUGCCGCCCCUCGGAGUUCCGCAGCAAGGUGGCCUGCGAGAACGAGGCGGUGAUGCUGGAGUGCGCGCCCAACUCGCGCAUCGCCGUCUACUCGGCCAGCUUCGGCCGCACCGAGUACGAGAGCCUGCAGUGUCCGCAGGCGCCCGGAGCCCCCGAGGAGACCUGCCUGGUGAGCUACGCCACGGAGGCCGUGAUGCACUCGUGCCACGGCAAGCGGCGCUGCAGGGUGACCGCAGACUCGGCCACCUUCGGCAGGCCGUGUCGGCGCGAGACGCGCGUCUACCUCAAGGUCGUCUACACCUGCGUGCCGCGCAAGGUGCUGAAGGAGACGUUCGACGCCGGACCCGAGGACGACGAGACGGCGUCGGAGGCGGGGCUCGACGGCGGCGGAGGCGGCGCCUUGGAGGACUACGAGGAGUUCUUCCGGGAGCCGGCCGCCGCGCCGCCCCCGAGCCGCGAGGACGAGGAGGCGGCGGCGGCGGCGGGCGGCAACGGGCUGGACGACCGUCCCGCCGCCCCCACCCCCACCAGGAGGCCGCCGCCCCACGGGAAGGCGGACGCAGAGGUAGGCAAGCGCAGGCCUGAACCUAACCCGGUCUCCCCGCCCCACCACCGCCCCGCCGACCACGCCACGACCAAAGACAUGCAGGGGGAUCACGUAUCAGACGAGACCAACACCAACUGCACCAUCACCAUUUACACCAACGAGAAAACACGGGUCAUUGGCUUCAUAUCCGAGUGGAUAAACGCGUACAAUUUCAUAUCACGCAACCAGGAGAAGUUCUACCUGUACCUGAUCCUGUCGGUGACGGCCGGCCUGCUGCUCUUCCUGGGGCUGGUGAUCGGCCGGCUGCUCGUCCAGAGGCAGCGCGCGCGGCGCGAGGCAAAGUUCCACGCCACCUCCGCGGCCGGCCGCGCCCCGCCGCACGGCUUCGCCGACGACAUCAGCGAGAUCGACGCCGACAUCGACCUGACGGGGCCCGUGGCGGCGGUGGCGGCCCACUCGCCGCCCGUCGGCGUGGCGGAGGUCGUGCGGUUCGGCGGGACGCUCCGCCGCGGGCAGCAGCAGCCCGACUUCGACUCCAGCGUGCCGCGCAGCCUCAACCGCAGCGGGAACAGCCAGUACUACUACGGGUGAAGCGCGGGUCUGCCCCUCUCUCUUGCUGCCAGCUCGGGUUUGGCCGGAAAGAGACCUACCUCUUAGCGGGAGGAGACUCGUGGAGCGGUCGCUGCAAGUUCUCCGUGGACUGUCACACAGGGUAAACCACGGGCCCACACAGCACAAUUUUCAGAUAAAUACACAUAAUGUUACAGAAACAUUACAAUGGCAAUGUUGCAGGAACAUCGCAGUGUUUAUGUUAUGUUUUUGAACGUGUCUGAUAUAUUGUGUGCUG